UCUCAACGGAAGCGCCAACGUGAGCAUGAGUUAAGGUAAACAUGGUCGACGAAGCCACGAAACGUACUCUUGCAAAGAUUCCUUUGCUAAAAACGAAGGCAGGACCCCGGGACGGCGAACAAUGGGUCUUACGACUGAAAGAAGAAUAUAUGUCAUUGAUUAAGUAUGUUCAGAACAACAAGGAAUCUGACAACGACUGGUUCCGUCUAGAAUCCAACAAAGAGGGAACCCGUUGGUUUGGCCGAUGCUGGUACAUCCAUGAACUACUCAAAUAUGAGUUUGAUGUUGAAUUUGAUAUACCUGUUACAUACCCCACCACCGCCCCAGAAAUAGCAUUGCCAGAACUGGAUGGUAAAACUGCCAAAAUGUACAGAGGAGGGAAGAUUUGCCUGACUGACCACUUUAAGCCUCUAUGGGCCAGAAAUGUUUCCAAAUUUGGCAUUGCGCACGCCAUGGCAUUAGGACUUGGGCCAUGGCUAGCAGUAGAGAUCCCCGACCUGAUCAGUAAAGGAGUUGUAACACACAAAGAAAAACAAGGAGAAGGGGCAGAAAACUGACACUAAUCUAGACUUCUAAUCAAUAAUGACAGGAUCAAACAAACCGAUGGUUGUCAGUGAUUUGAUGUCUGGUUAUCAGCUAUACUCAUUUGUUAAAUUGAAAGAUCAACAAUUAUAAAAUACUGACUUGUCAUAAUCAUGUUAGGAUUAUUUCAAAAAUAUAAUUUUCCUUUUUUUUUCCAUACACAUUUAAGAUUAACACUACUGGAACUUAGCGAAAUUCCUGUUUGAAAAGCUGUUCAAGAAUUAUUCUGUAAGAAUAUUACAAAAAAAUUCAAUUCCAAUUGUUUUUUUUUUUAACUUUGUCGCUUCUGCAUUUUUUUAAAUGAGAAUACUAUUUGAUAUUGGUGAACCAUCUAGUCACUGAGAUAGCUGUAAGAGAUCAUUUUUAAGCACAUGCAGUGUACUGUCUGUUUGACAUCUGCAUAGUGAGACCCACUUCUGGUUUCUGUUCAACAAAAUCUUUGUUUUAGUACAGUCUCUCUGUUCAAAUUUAUCUGUCUGUGUUUAUCUGUCUAGAUUUACCUGUUAAUAUUUAUCAGUCUAGAUUUAUCUGUCCAGGUUCACCUGUUUAGAUUUAUCUGUCUAGGUUUUUUUCAUUUUUCUUAUAGUGUCUGGUUCAACACCAGACUAUUACUGUGAAGUGA
Molecule: messenger RNA, 1204 nt
Organism: Pecten maximus
Lineage: Eukaryota; Metazoa; Mollusca; Bivalvia; Pectinida; Pectinidae
Product: ubiquitin-fold modifier-conjugating enzyme 1
Exons: 5
Coding region: 42-557 (171 amino acids)
Biological process (GO): protein K69-linked ufmylation
Cellular component (GO): cytoplasm
Molecular function (GO): UFM1 conjugating enzyme activity
Source: RefSeq, a predicted model, not a curated record